This is a messenger RNA of Protomyces lactucae-debilis, 779 nucleotides long. RefSeq lists its product as uncharacterized. The transcript has a single exon. Lineage: Eukaryota; Fungi; Ascomycota; Taphrinomycetes; Taphrinales; Protomycetaceae. The record is from RefSeq and is a predicted model, not a curated record. Bases 62 to 541 code for a protein of 159 amino acids.
UUAUUCAGCCUUUGCAGCUGAGAUAUUGGGAGAUUCAUUUAGUGCAGAGUGUCUUCAAAAUAUGCCUGCUCCUGGACAAGGCUCAUCCUCGGGACACCGAGAAGGAAUCUGUCCAAUCAACUUUGAGCAAUGCGUGCCUCUUCCAAAUGCUGAUGUCGAGCAAUAUUCUAUGGCACGGCUUCCUGUCGAGGACAAUCCGUUGAAUUGGCCUGCGUACCAAAACGAUCCGCAAAUUCAGGAAUUCUACUACGGCCACGAUGCCCAAGAUGAUCAAUAUGGUUACAACUCGGCUGCUGGGUCAUCUCACGGGGCGUACCAAGAGCCACACCGAUGGCAGGAUCCAGCCGCAGGGACAAGUCAGUGGCAAGGCAUAGGAUCGGACCAAGAGCAAGAUCCAGCGGCAGGGACAAGUCAGCCGCAGAAUCCAGGACCAGGCGAAGGGCAAAACCAAGGCCAACACCAGCGGCAGAAUCAAUGGCAGUAUCCAGGGCAAGAUCAAGGCCAAGACCCAACAUUCGACAAGCCUUGGCCUUUUUAUUGACAAGGUUCAGGCGCUUACACAGAAGCGAGAUGCCGACUUAUUCAGAACUGACCUCAGUGUGUCAGGCUUUGUUACUCGAUGCUACACGACUUGAUUAGCUUCCCACCCAUAUAUCUUAGCUUUUAUAGCACUGCAAUUGUGAUGCUGACAAUCAGGCGACGGCCCUUGUGUAAGCACUGCCUAACCCUGCCUGCGUCUGAGCUGGAUUGAGUCUACACGCCGUCUGCUCUCUGCUGUU